UCCCUUAUAACAACGACUUUAUUUUCACGUAAACGUUCUCUCAGUCUCAUACUAAAUAAGAAGAAGAAGAAGCAGAAGAUUCCAUUGGGUAUUCUUAUACUUUCUUAUAUCCCCAACCUCUGCAUCACAAACACACACACACACACACACACCCCCACCAUUCUUUACUUACAUUUACAAGUCACAAUGUUGAGCCCUCCUGACUCUCCAAACCAAACCAACUCACUAAGUCGCGUCUUCAAGAGCAUAUUCUCUUACGACGGAAAUGUCAUGCUGGCGGCCGUAAUAUCUCUACUACUAGUAAUUCUCUUGGUCUUGCUUCUCCAUGUCUAUGCAAAAUGGUUCUUGGCUCAAUCCCGGGACCGAAGACGACGACGCUCCAUAACCGUCUCACAUGUCCUCGGCCCCUCUCGUUUCCACCAUUUCCACACAUUCAACUUUGACACCUCUCUCUCCAACUCUUCAACAAAGGGUCUUGAUGCAUCGGUCAUUGCUACAAUUCCUUUGUUUGUGUACAAGUCGGAGGAGCAUAAAAAUGGGUUGGAAUGUGUUAUUUGUUUAAGCCCUUUUGAGGAAAAUGAUGUAGGGAGGGACUUGCCUAAGUGCCAUCACGGUUUUCACGUGGAGUGCAUUGAUAUGUGGUUGAGUUCACAUGCGAAUUGUCCUAUUUGUAGAGCUCUAGUGGUUUCUGAGUCUGAGGCUAAGGUUUUGGAAGCACAUCAAGAUCAUGGGAAUUCAAGUGCGGAAGUUAGUUUGGAGAGGGUUGAAGUGAGUUUGAGUGAGCAUGGGAAUUCUCAUUCUACAUUGGGGGAUAUUAUAAUUGAUAUUCCAAGUUGUGAGAAUAAUCGGACUGAGAAUAUUGGAGUGACGGGUGAUUCUCUAUCAGUAUCUUCUCCAUCUUCAUCUUUGGGUUGUUCGUUGAAGAGGAUGCUGAGCAGAAAUAAAUCAGAUCGCAAGGUUUUCCCAUCGUCUAAUGCGAAUCAAUUGGGUGCUUGAGAGAGAGAGAGAGAGAGAGAGAGAGAGAUCAUUGCCAAUGUCAAUAGCCAGUUCUAGUUGUAUAGAUUUCCUGGAAGUUAUUAUAUUUUGUCAGCGUUUUCUCUUUUGAUGAUGCUACCUUUGUGAAACUUUUCUUUCGGAUAGUUCUAAUAGUAAGAUCUUAUACUUGGGUUU
Messenger RNA from Quercus lobata, 1170 nucleotides. RefSeq names its product TOXICOS EN LEVADURA 63 (gene ATL63). The transcript has a single exon. NCBI's taxonomy places the organism in Eukaryota, Viridiplantae, Streptophyta, Magnoliopsida, Fagales, Fagaceae. Gene Ontology annotation, molecular function: transferase activity. The coding region runs from base 187 to 996 and encodes 269 amino acids. Gene Ontology annotation, biological process: protein ubiquitination. The record is from RefSeq and is a predicted model, not a curated record.